Molecule: messenger RNA, 1164 nt
Organism: Solanum stenotomum
Lineage: Eukaryota; Viridiplantae; Streptophyta; Magnoliopsida; Solanales; Solanaceae
Product: F-box/FBD/LRR-repeat protein At1g13570-like
Exons: 2
Coding region: 1-1164 (387 amino acids)
Molecular function (GO): protein binding
Source: RefSeq, a predicted model, not a curated record
AUGGUGAACAUGAAUAAUCGUGGUACAGAAGUGAUCGUUGAUGAAAAUGAGAUAGACAGAAUCUCUGAUUUGCCCAUGGAUAUCCUCGAUGAAAUAUUCAAGGAUAUGUCAUUUCAAGAAUUGGUAAAAACAUGUGUUUUGUCCAAGAAGUGGGUACAAUUUUGGACUAUGCAUCCAAUACUAAUUCUAGAUUGGGAGUUCUUUGAAGAGAAAAGUGGUACUAUAGGAUUGAUUGAAAAUGGUUUUAGUAAUAUGAUUGGCAACAUUCUCUUGCAUCAUGUUGGAUCCCUAGUCAAAUUUUUCCUUGAUUUGUCAACUAUUGAUUGUAAUGAUAGGGACCUUGACCAUUGGUUGUUAUGUGUAACAAGUAAACGCGUCAAAGAACUUACCCUAAAAAAUCACAAACGCAAACGCUAUACAUUGCCUUUUUGUGUAUUUGAUUGUCCAACUCUCACAUAUCUAGAUGUCACAAAUUUCAUAGUUAAACCACCUUCUCCCAAAGCAUUAUUCCCAAAUCUACUUGAAUUGACCUUGAAGUUCAUCAAAUUUUGCCCAGACAAAGCAAAUUAUGUCUUGAAUACCCCAUUACUUUACUCUUUAACGUUCAUUGCUUGCAAUGGCGUUCAUUUCCUCACCAUAUCUGCUCCUAGGAUCCAGUUCUUGACCGUUCAUGAUAGUCAUGACAUUCACGCAAGUUUUUUUGAUAACUUGUCAAAUGCUAGGGAGUUGUUCAUGGUAUUAGAUGUCUGUGAAGAAUCUAAAAGUUAUGAGCAAGAGAGGUUCAUUACAUGGUCGCGUCUUCUUUAUUUGUGCUCUAACCUAACAAGGCUUGUUUUGAGUAAUUCUUGCAUUCAGGUUGUCAAUAACUUGAGUGAAGAAAACAUAGAUGAAGUUACACAUUAUUUGGAAGAUCCAAAUUGUGUUGACAAACAAUUUGAGAAGCUUGAAUUUGUAGAGCUAAGAGAGUUUGAGGGGACACAAUUUGAACUCCUUUUCUUAAAGCUCAUAUUUGCAUAUUCCCCUUCACUUUCAAGGAUGAUUGUUGAACCUUCUGAUGAACUUGAUGUAGCUGAGGUAUUGAAUUUGUACGAAGAAUUGAGGAUGUCCUUAAAAGCAUCACCAAGAGCAAAAGUCAUCAUAACACCUCAUGGUCAAGAUGUGUAA